CCGUCCGGUGCCAUUGACAAGCAGUUCACUCUUGACCGUGGAAACGCUCGCUUGCCAGAGCUCACCGACAGAGAAACCCCUGCCAAACGCGCCCUCCAGUAAGGUGCUCGUGCGUGUGUGUCUGUGUGUGUGUGUGCGUGAAAAGUGAAGUUAGUACAGCUUGCGAAGGGAGGCGUAAUAGGUGGCCGCGUGGGGAAAAGUAAUCGAAAAGCACCGAUAAUCGGUAGCAUCCUGUACCGAGCAUUCGGGAGCACUGGGAGGAGGAAUCAGUUUGUGGCCACUGCUGCUGCUGCCUGGAACGUCGUCGGAAUCGUGUGGCUAGAUUGCUAGCAGGUUGCUGGUUAGCGUGUGUGCCAAACCACGUGCGAGCGUUGUGACCUUGCAAACCUUUGCUUUAAACGGGUUUAACGGAUCUCAACCGUAGACGGGCCCAUUUGCUUGCUAAAAAGCUCAACGGGACUUCCAGCGGCCAGUAUCGUUUGGCGUGACUUGGAAGAAGCUUCCUUACACUGAACCCAAGCAGCACCGUUUUCAACAUGAAAUCUCCUGCCCUGUGGAUGGCCAUCGGUGCGAUUCUACUCCUCGGCGGAAGUGUGAACGCAUGGGGCGGGCUGUUCAAUAGGUUCUCACCGGAAAUGCUAGCAAACAUGGGCUACGGCAGCCACGGAGGAUCCUACCGGCCACAAUCGUUCCUACAGAACGAAAUCCUGGACGAAGAACAGCAAAGCCCACGCUACGAGCCGGAUCCGUGCUAUCCCCGGGCGUGCUCCGCCAACGAGUACUGCUGUCCCGGAUUUAUCUGUGUAGCCGUGGACGAUGUUUCGCCAAUUUCAGUCAGGGGAAUGUGCAUGCCACUGUACGGACGCAAGUAUGGCGAGCUGUGCCGGCACGAUUCGGACUGCGAGUCGGGGCUGGUGUGCGACAUUUCGGCGCUGAGCGGUGCCAGCGUGUGCCGACCGCCAACCAUCGUGGCCAAGCAGUACGGCGAAGAUUGCAUCACGUCCAGUGACUGUGAUAUUACGCGCGGACUAUGCUGUCAGGUGCAGAGAAGACAUCGACAAGUGCCUCGUAAGGUAUGCUCGUACUUCAAAGAUCCUCUGCUCUGCGUUGGAACGGUUGCUGCCGAUCAGGUAAAACACCAGAUCGAGCAUACUGCAGGUGAGAAGCGCAUCAUCUACAACAAGCACUAAACCAGUGGGAAAUGUCACGCAAAACGGCACCAGCACCCAACAACCAUGCAAAAACGAAACAUCGUAUAUCAAACCGAACAUUCCGAAUCGUGAGACAAAUUAUGGCCCUUUAAUCCUGGACAGCCUGGACAGCACAAACGCUGGAAGCGUGUAAAAAAAACACACACUUUUACUCAACUCUUAUAUGAAGUCUGUUACCUUGCCCCCACAAAAACCGUACCGUAGCGCCAAAAGGAAGAAAACUAAAAUCAGAAAAGAGAAAAAAACUACGAGAGCAAUCAAAAUUAAGUGGAAAGCGAAACGUGGGUUCGUUGCUAACUGAAUGAAAUUCUCAGUUAUAGUCAAACAUUCAAAACAGUAAAUAGAAAAUAAUCCACAAUAGUGGGAAAUAGCAGAGCACAGAUACCGAAGCAAAAAUCAUACCCAGCAGAACCAGCUAGUGCAUUCAAGCGAAAGAACAAAAUAACCUAUCGGAACGAAUACAUAUCAAACACUUAUCUUUAGACACGAAGCAGAAACAGAAAAUUGUCAAUUAGGUUCGUUAGUUCCGUUACCAUUGAAAGUAAUUCCACCAGUUUCCGUUCUCAGCUAGAUACAAUGCAAUAGUCUUAAAGUCUUGCUAAUGUGUGUAGUAACUGUGUAUUGUAUCACAGCAGAACCCGCCACAGUGGUAGAAAGGGAAACCGAGGGUAUUAUUUCCAUACAAACGCACCACGGAGACGCGUAAAUUAAAUGUCGCCCCCAAGAGAAUGGUUCACCUUUUCCUCUUAAACAUGCUUAAACGUUCCACUGUGAUUGACGCCACGUGUACAGUCCCAAAAAGGUAUGAACACUAAUGUAAACCGCACAGCAUUUAUGCAAACGAAGCAACAACGUCUUGUUCUCUACUCGAUAUUUCGCUACAAAUUUUUAACAUAUGCGUGGGUGUGUGUUUUUUACAGCUGUGUGUCGUUUUUAAACCAUUCGUCCCCAUUUUCUCCAGUUUUCAUCUUUUAGGCUUGUGUAUGAUAGCUGCGUGUAACGAGCGGACGAGAGUGUGUGGCAAAGGGUGGUGAACGCCGGGAUAGGCUUGCUUAAAACUGUUUUCGUCCAUUAUGCGGCACAUCCAAUUACAUUAUUAACAAGGAAAAAAAAGGAGAAAAAAAUCACAAACACUCCCAAACACUCCAACACACACACACACAUAAUAUUGAUUGAAAACAAUACAAUAAAAUACCCUUGCUGAUAUAAUCGGUUCUUAUGCAAUGAAUACAUAUCGUUAUACAUGAAUAUAUAAAUAUACUUAUAUAUACAGAUACAUAUAUAUACAGAUAUACUAACGUUGCGAUCAUUAGAGCCGCAGCAGAAGAAAGAGGAAACUAUUGAAAGAAAGAAAGAAAGAGGAGAACGAGAAGAGAGAGAAGAACAUAAAACAAAUCAAUUCCAAAGUUGCAAACAAUCCACUCUAGGGUAAGGAAAGCAAAAGGAAAGGAGUGAAAGUAUCGGUAUCGUAAGCUAUGGACGCAACAAGAAGAGAAAACUAAUUAAACCCCAAAAAAUCCAACAACAACAAAAAAAUAACAAAACCAAACAAAAAUCUUAAAAGGUAAAGGAAACAAAACCUUUACGUAAAUUCAUACUGGCUGAGGCAUUUUGAACUUUUAAUCUUCUACAUACACACAUACACACAAGCUCGCACACAAGUACAGAAGUACAGACUUUAAAAUAUAAAGUUUUCACCCAACUAAUUAUUCAGUGUGUGUAUGUGUCUGUUGAACGAAAUUGCAGAAGCGAAGAAGUUAUGGUCGAAAAGAAGAUAUUCUCUGGAAAAGAUGGACGAUGCAAGCUGUUAGUAAUAUGUGUGUUAAUAUCUCCACUACGAGUCGCAUCAACGGUGAAGGAAAAGGAUUCUGGUGAAACAUUUCCCAUCGUUUCAAGUUUUCUGCUAAAACGCUAGAGAACCCACUAGUGUGUCUGUCUGUCUGUUCUUGUUGGAUGCUCUCUCAUAAGGCGAACGCAAUUACCAGCUACCGCCAGAACCGUUUGAAAUGGCAGUUUCGUUUCAGACCCGAUCAAGCCGAGCCGCUGAUGUGUGGCGACGAACGCAUGUGUCUGGAUGAAACAUCUUUUCCAACUGCACAGCAGCAAAAAAUUACAAAUAUUUCCAUUCAAAAACGAUAUUCAAACGCGAACCACAUCAAACGGCUGAAGGUUGGAUCCAUCGAAAUGAAACGGUUCAUUUUGAAUAAGGUUCUACUGUUAAGCUUGAGCGAGUUACAAAUUUAAAGAUGUAUGCUCGAUACGAACCCAGGCAUUCCGCAUCGUGUCUCGGUCCUCUUUGGUGAGCGUGUUUGUUUGGGCCGACGAGUUCGGAGCCCUUCUUCACCCUUGUAGUUUGGUCGAACGAAAUCGAUGUCCCAUCUCGAUACUCUGAAAACCUUCCAGUUAGCCCCACCCAUCACCCACUCCCCCCACCAAAAGACGACGGCUAGGAUGGUCGCUAAACGGACCCGACCACCAAAGGAGGCUGCAAGACCGAUGAUCGAAGCAGCGAUCCUCUAACGUUGCACCGGAAGUAAUGCUAUAGCCCUUAGAGUAUGAUCAUGAGUGAGCCGCCCUGAGGUUGAGAAGAAGUGAGCGAGAGGUGAUGAUGAUGAUGAUUUUAAAAAUCAGAAUACAUAUCAGUGUACAAAACCAGUUACACUUUCACUAACACUGCACACACACACACAUACAAUAAAAAGACAGACAAAACACACUCACACAAAACAAGCUGUUGUUGCUAAGCACAAGUAAAGGAAAGUGCACCCGAUCCUAUUAUAGAGACAUAUCAAAUACACCUGCAUACAGAGCAAAGGAAGAAGAGAACGUAAUGAAAAACGAAAAACAAAAUGUGAACACUAUCUAAUUCUAUUCAAAGCCGGCUUGCAAGCUAAACCAAACUUACUGAAUAGUGGGAGAGAGAGAGCAAAACAUGACGAAGGAAAAAGAGAUAUAGAGAGAGAGUGAAAAAAAAAACAAUUGCACAUCGCAUACAUAUCAACUAACGAAUAAGAUAAGACACUUGAGACUAAGCUGAUUUACAACUGAAUCGCACUGAAGAUCCCACUCUGCGACCGUGAACGUAAACCUUGCUAUAUAAGAAGAAUGGAGCCGAAACCUUACCUUAUGCCGACCUUUGGGCCGACGUUCUACGCACGAUUUCACACUACCUUGCUUUACACUAUUUGCUGAUGGUUUUCGUGAUCAUACGGAAUGAAAGAGAAACAUAGAUCAUAUUCGUAAUUUUGAAUUUUCUGCAGUAUAGUCGUCAUCCACAUAGUAUGCGCACUGUAACGUUUGCUUAAACCGUUCCAAAGGAGGAGCACUCCAUAGUGUGGUGUGAUUCUUGCGUACAACGUGGGCACUCACAGGGCGCAACACACUCCUUCCCCCCUUUAAAAGAGAUAACAAAUUAUGAAUGAAUGAAAAAGAAAAACAAAAAUAGAUACUAUAUGUGUACAUCUCUUCAA
Messenger RNA from Anopheles merus, 4681 nucleotides. RefSeq names its product prohormone-3. The record is from RefSeq and is a predicted model, not a curated record. The transcript has 8 exons. Lineage: Eukaryota; Metazoa; Arthropoda; Insecta; Diptera; Culicidae. The coding region runs from base 537 to 1190 and encodes 217 amino acids.